Propithecus coquereli (Coquerel's sifaka) is the source of this 915-nucleotide messenger RNA. It is a transcript of the gene CD86, whose product is annotated as CD86 molecule. The transcript is spliced from 4 exons. The record is from RefSeq and is a predicted model, not a curated record. Lineage: Eukaryota; Metazoa; Chordata; Mammalia; Primates; Indriidae. Gene Ontology annotation, cellular component: external side of plasma membrane. Gene Ontology annotation, biological process: positive regulation of T cell proliferation; T cell costimulation; cell surface receptor signaling pathway. The coding region runs from base 1 to 915 and encodes 304 amino acids.
AUGGGACUGUGGCGCUUUCUCUUCGUGGUGGUCUUCUUCCUGCUCCCUGAUGCUGUUCCCCUGAAGAUCAAGGCUUAUUUCAAUGAGACUGCAGACCUGCCAUGCCCAUUUACAAACUCUCAAAACCUAAGCAUGAGUGAGCUGGUGGUGUUUUGGCAGAACCAGGAAAUGUCGGUUCUGUAUGAGCUAUACUUAGGCAAAGAGAAACCUGACAAUGUUAAUCGCAAAUAUAUGGGCCGUACAAGUUUUGAUUGGGAAAAUUGGACCCUGCGACUUCACAACAUUCAGAUCAAGGAUCAGGGCUCAUAUCAAUGCUUCAUCCAUCACAAAAAGCCCAAAGGAAUGAUUCUCAUCUACCAGAUGAAUUCUGACUUGUCAGUGCUUGCUAACUUCAGCCAACCUGAAAUAAUAGAAAUUUCUAAUGUAACAGAAAAUUUGUACAGAAAUUUGACCUGCUCAUCUAUACAAGGUUACCCAGAACCUAAGAAGAUGAGUUUUUGGCUUAAAACUGAGAAUUCAACUACUUUGUAUGAUGGUGUCAUGCAAAAAUCUCAAGAUAAUGUCACGGAACUGUACAACGUUUCCAUCAGCUUGUCUGUUUCACUCCCUGAUGUUACAAGCAAUAUGACCAUCAUCUGUGUCCUGCAAACUGAGCCAAUGAAGACAGAGCUUUUCUCCUCACCUUUCUAUAUAGAUCCUAAGGACCCCCAGCUUGAGCCUCCAGACUACACCGUCGGGAUUGCAAUAGCUAUAACUCUGACACUGGCAAUUGGAAUUCUGCCGAUACUCGGUUAUAUUCGAUGGAGGAAGAAGAAGAAGAAGCAACCUGGCAUCUCUAAUGAACGUGGUGAGUCAGUCUUUGUCCUCCCUGCAGAUUGCCACUUUGCAGCUAUUUCCCAGUCAGCUGCCUUCUAG